Fomitopsis serialis is the source of this 1857-nucleotide messenger RNA. RefSeq lists its product as uncharacterized. The record is from RefSeq and is a predicted model, not a curated record. Lineage: Eukaryota; Fungi; Basidiomycota; Agaricomycetes; Polyporales; Fomitopsidaceae. The transcript has 2 exons. Bases 1 to 1857 code for a protein of 618 amino acids.
AUGGGUGGUGUGCUGUCGAUCGUCUUCUCUGGUGGUGGCAGUGGCUCCGGACUCAUUGCGACCGACGGCCGCGGCACUAGUGAUACUAAACCAAGGCUUUACAAAGAUGCACAGGUUCAAACGGCAGCAGACGAAGACCAUCCUCCGCUUGCGUUUGUCGGACGAAGGGCUCCUGUGAACCGGUUGCCGUUCGAGCUCUUGACCCAGAUAUUCCUAUUGUAUGCGCCCUACACCGCCGUCGACCCGUCGGAGAAGCACCCUGGGUGUCUGGCAGUGGCAGUACACAUCAAACACUGGGCUCUGAUCAGCCAUGUCUGUAAGUACUGGCGGUCUAUCGCGCUCGACUUCCCCCUUGCUUGGAGCCAGCUGGUGAUCACCCGAAACGCGGACUGGGCCACGGAGCUACUCACGCGGUCGAAGGACGUCCCUCUGGACAUCUUGGUUCUGCCUCAGGAUUCGUCAUCCACACAAUCGCCUGCCUGUCAACUGGUCCGCAAGGAACUUCAUCGCACACGAACCCUGCACUUCGAGCGGUGCGCCUGGGCCACCCGUCGUAGGUUCAACUCGCUCUGCACAGUCGCCCCGCUCCUCGAAUGCCUGUACAUCACAAGCGACUCGGUGACCAAGUCUCGGGAAGAAUACAUGAAUGAGCUCCUCGACGACGUGUCCACACUCAGCAAGUCUGUGCCUAGCGUAGGGCCUCGUGCCGGUCUCCGACGUCUCGAGGUUCACGGCUGUGACAAGGGGCCGAUGCAUCUUGGGCGUAGUGCGUCUACCCUCAGGCACCUCUCAGUUUCUGGCGGCGGUCUCCUGCUUUCAAUACACCUGGGUGUCUUGUGGUCGGCAUCCAACCGGGGCGACCUUCCACUCGAGACACUGGACCUGGAGGUUAAGCUGAAUCAGACGGACUCAUCCAACUUCGAGGCACCAAUGCACACCCCGUCUUACUUGCCGCAUCUCAGGGAACUUCGCGUCAAAGCUAAAUACCGCGACUGCGCCACCUUGCUGAACUUUCUGGAUCUGGCAGACCUGACAAAGCUCACUGUGGAGGCGAUCACCAGCCGCCGGCUAGGGAGCGAAGAGGCAUUCGCCGCGGCGCUCUACCCCAAGCUCGCUGCGCUCGGUCCGCUCUCUGCCCUCCGCCUCUAUCGAGACGUCUCCAGAGACCCCCUCGCGAUCUGCGUCGAAGGCCUGGACGAGUCCUCCACUACAAAAUUCACGCUCGUCCUCUCACAGGACCUCGCGCUCGUCCGCGCGGCAGAUGGACUCCUCGCGGUCCUCGCUCGCUGUCGCGCCGCGUUCAAGAGCGUCCGGCGACUCUACUUCAAGGACAUCAUGCUCCCUUUCCCGGCGUGGAUCCGAGUCUUCUCGUUCUUCCGCAACGUAGAGGGGCUAGACAUCUCCGGCAAGUCCACCAUCAUCGCGCUGACCAUGCACCCGAACGAGCGAGACAGGGAGCACCCGGAGGUGCUCGUCUUUCCCGCCUGCGACGCUCGUGGUGCGCGAGACGCCCUCGACACGACCACCGCUCACGCUUGCACGGACUCGAGACCUGCCGGAGCCACCGAGCCUUUUGGAGUGCUUGUCGGAGUACCUGUGGAGAGGACUGCGUGGGCGCGGGGUGACGGAGCUGUACCUGUGGUCUGCCCGAAGGAAAAUCGAAACCCGAGGGAUAUGGCUCUUCUGCGUCGUUCGGUGCCGAUGGUAGCCUGGGACGAGGACGACCAGGCCGAGGGGAACUGGCGCGGAUCUGCAGCGGAGACUCGGACUGGGUGGGAUCCGCUUGGGGUCCUCCCGCAAGAACAACAGGUGUUCGGACUGAAUCAUUUGUCUAUUAAAACGUCCUGUUCAUUGUAA